Messenger RNA from Anopheles stephensi (Asian malaria mosquito), 1789 nucleotides. Its product is annotated as myosin heavy chain, cardiac muscle isoform-like. The transcript is spliced from 11 exons. The record is from RefSeq and is a predicted model, not a curated record. Lineage: Eukaryota; Metazoa; Arthropoda; Insecta; Diptera; Culicidae. Bases 129 to 1364 code for a protein of 411 amino acids.
AUUCGAAAGUUACCCGCUUACGCAUGCGCCAUUUCGGCCGGAGUUCGGUUGUUUACGAGAAUUUUGGUUGUCAUACAGAGCACCGAAUCCGUGAAAUUGUGAAGCCGUAGCAAGUGUUUCGGAACGAAAUGGCGAGCAAGCAGAUUGUGGAACGUGCCAAGUCAGCCCUAUUGUACACCAAAGAUCUUCUGCUAGAGGAAGACGAUGAAGUAGAGGACGAAGAUUACACGGCUGAGGACGGUGAUGAAAGCGAAGGUGAAAACUGCAACGGAAGCGAUGCAGAUGCAGCAGCAGCAUCAAACGGUGGCAAAGAUGGCCAGCAAGAAAAUGAUGGUGCAAAGGCGCUGGCGACCAAAUCCGACAAGGACCCAGCCAAAGGCAAGAAAUCAUCCAAGGGUGUUGGUAAGACGCUGAAAAGCGUGUUAAGUGCCGCAGCGGAUCCGUUUGGCAUUCGGAAAACGGAUUUUAAAAUCGGCGUAAAUGUUGGGUUUGAAGCUGCAAGACAGAAAGAUCGUGGAGACCGAGGAACGAACGACGAGCGACGAUGUGAUGCGCCAUCAUUAGUUGAUCCAAAGAAGUUGAAGAUUUUGGAAAAAGAAAAUGUGUCGUUGGAAAGGUUGGCCAACAAAUAUCUCGAAGGCUGUAUUCGUUUAAGGCAAAAAGUGUUGGAACUUUCAAAGGUGGAGGAACAGCUGUCUACGUUGCAAGCUGAUAAGGAUGCAGUCAAGGCAGAAUUGCUUCAACUUCAAACGCUUCAUCGAGACUUCAAAUCCAAUGCAGAAACACAAGGAAUGGAGCAUCGGAACGAAGUGAAGCGGCUUAACUUGGAGCUAAAGAAUGCUUCGGAAGAUAUGGAAAAGAUGAAAUCAACGAAUAAAGAACACGUUCAUGAGACGGGCAGAUUGAAGAAAGAGCUGGAAACGAUUUCCAAGCAAAAAGAGGAUAUGGCAAACCAGUUCCAGCAGACGGAAUCGUCUCUUAGCAGUGAGAUGAACAAACUCGAACUGUGCUUGCAGCAGACCAGAAAGGAGAAAACCGAACUACAGGAGCGCAUUCUUCAGAUUCAAGCUGCCUCGCAAACCGCAGAAGCCCAGCUCAGUGAAUCGACCACCCAGAACGUGGAACUGCAGCAAAAAUUGCGAGAGGCCGAAAGCGAGAACGGCAGGCUUAACACACUGUUGGCAGCUUCCAAUGCAAAAAUAUUGGAGCUAAAGCGUGCAAUACAGAUCUUGGAGACGAAUCCCUCGACAACGACUGCGGUCCAAGCGCAAGGAGGCGGCAGUCGAUCGUACUCCUGUCCCAUUUGCGGAGCAGAGUUUAGCAGCCUGGCCAAUAUGCAGCUCCAUGCAGAGGAUUGCUGCUAAUGAACACUCAGAGGUCCAACGUCAAGGUACAUUUUAUUCCCCCCCCCCCACAUUCCCUUUCCUCCGUUCCCUCUCUUCCUUGCGCGGUGAAUCGUCAAUAAGAAACACUUUUACUAUGAAAAAGCUAGAAGGGCGUCUCACUCACUAGCGCCAUCUGUUAGUGAGUAGAUUCAUCACUCAAAAGGGUAUCGUUUUUCGAAAUUUUAAGUAAUCUUGGGUAGAAUUAUUUUUGAUAGUUUUUUUCCUCAGCCUCCGCUGAAUUGCUAAUAUUACUAGUUUAUCUGACUCGUGCUUGAUCACACAUGAUCUGUUAAAUCGAUUAUACAGAUGGGUAACUAUAAACCAUGCACGCUAGUUGAACAAUGCCUUCACGAUGUAUUACGACGAGAUAUGAUAAAAUAAAGCAUGUUCGUUAAAUGGUCAUU